Zygotorulaspora mrakii is the source of this 1659-nucleotide messenger RNA. RefSeq names its product GTPase-activating protein GYP8 (gene GYP8). Lineage: Eukaryota; Fungi; Ascomycota; Saccharomycetes; Saccharomycetales; Saccharomycetaceae. Bases 1 to 1659 code for a protein of 552 amino acids. Gene Ontology annotation, cellular component: endoplasmic reticulum membrane. The record is from RefSeq and is a predicted model, not a curated record. Gene Ontology annotation, molecular function: GTPase activator activity. The transcript has a single exon. Gene Ontology annotation, biological process: endoplasmic reticulum to Golgi vesicle-mediated transport; positive regulation of GTPase activity.
AUGGAUACGCUUGUUGGAGCCGAGAGUCCCUCGCUCUCUUCAAGUGAAGAAUCAUUGUCCCUGCAUUGUGACAUAUUAGCCGACUCUCUCUUUGAUGAGAAGUCUCUAUUGAACUUCUUCAAUGAGCAAGAGCAAAGGGAUUUCAAGACAAGCGUCAUACGCAAUAUAUUGCAUGAUCGUAAUUACAAAACUCUUUGCACGCUCGGAAUGAGCAAUUUUGGAUUUGUUAGCACUCCCCUUAGAAAGGAAUGUUGGUUCGAACUGCUUUCUCGACAAUUGAGAGUGUCCCAAGGUAGCGGAUACACUACCAAUAAGGGCUGUACCAGAGAGCAUAGAGAUGAAAAUCAAGUGAGCUUGGACGUUCAAAGGUCCUUCACAAGUGUUACUGACGAAGGGCGCAAGGAAAAAUUGCGGAAAUUGUUAGAACGGAUUAUCGUGAAGAUACUUCGUAGAUAUCCCAAACUAAGUUAUUACCAGGGAUACCAUGAUGUUGUGUCGGUAUUUGUUAUUGUAUUUAUUGAGGGACAUGACUAUGACGAUGAAUGUAAUUUCCUAUCCUUGAGUGGUAUGACAAGUAAAAGUGAUGAUAACCAUUCUAAUGGCGCAGCCGAGGAUAAAAGCAAUGGCGUGAGUUCCUCGACUACUGAUUUGUACGAAAAUGAGACGACGUCUAAAAUCGGCUUUGAUGAGGAUAAACUGUUGCGUUGUGUUGAAGCAUUUACUCUUCUUUAUCUUAGAGAUUUCAUGAUGGAUUCCUUGGAUUUCCCCAUUGAUCAACUUAGGCUUAUACCGGAGUUCAUUAAAAAAAAUAGCAAGGCUUUCUAUAAAAAGCUGAACUUGGAUAAAAUUGAGCCAUUCUUCGCAAUAUCUUCAAUAUUAACAGUUUUCUCACAUGAACUGAAACCAAGUGAAAAUGAGCCCGAUUCUCUUAUAUUUCAAAUUUUUGAUUUCGUCAUUUCUUCUCAGUCAAUGGUAGUGCCCCUGGCCAUGUAUGCCACAUUGAUAAUGGAAAAGAAAGAUACCAUAAUAGAGGCAUACAACGCAAAUAUCGACAAUUUCGAAAACAGCGUAGAUCUUGUUCAUGGCGUUAUCCAACAGGUUUUGGUUCCUACCAGAUGUGCCGAAAAAAUUUGGAAACAAAUUCUCGAAGAAGUAAGGUCCAAUCCCUCGAGAGAACAUAUCUCGAAAUACAGAGGGCUUGUUAAUAGGUACAGUACUCUACUAACGACAGCUUCAGGCCAGUUACACACCAGUUAUGAGGUGGAGGAUGUCAUCAAACUAUUAGAAAAAGAAAUUGCCCUUAACAGCAAGAGGAAAACAUCGAAAGCUCAUGCCAAACUUCACAAAACGAACACAAUGAGAACUUUUGCUCGUUUAUUUUCAUCUCGAUCAUUCCCACUUAUUUGCAAAGUUUCCAUUUUUGUUGGCAUGCUUGCAAUUUUUAUGAAGCUUUAUCGCGAUGGAUCGAUAAAAGCCAUGCUUCCCACCCUCAGAAUUUAUUUGAAGAAAUACCAAUGCUCCUCUUUUGCAGGUCUUUACCGGGGCCUUAAUUAUGUAUGGCUGGAUCCAUUACAUGAGCUUUUAAAGAACCCUUCACUACCUAGAUGGGCAUCCAAAGUAUCAAGGUCCAUCUCAUCUUCGAAAGAUUCGGACUUUUAA